UAACUUUCUGGACUUCAAUUUUAUUGUAAAAAAAAGUUUGUAGCAGAAAUAAUUACAAUUCCAAUUUCCGAACAAUCAAACAACAUAAACGCAUCAAAGUUGUUGGAGCAGAAACACAUUCAAACGACAAAAUUGUACGACUAUGUCUCUCUGAACCAUCCAUUCCUCUUUCUUCAUCUAGUUCUGUAUAUUGAAUUUCCACUUUUCUAUUUCUGUCCCAAAUUCAACAAUUAGUCAACUAACUAACUUGGGUCAACGCCUUAUCCAACUCCUGAAUGGCUCCUCGUAAGAACAUUGAAUCGAACACCGUUCUAGCAAACCGUUUGGUUCUUCUUUUUGUGUUUUUGGCUUCUUGCGGUUUGGCCUAUCUUUUCUUCUCUGCGGUAACCAGAAGUGGUUCUGUAUCGGAGUUUAGAGCUGGGUCAACGUCUUCCUUUGCUAUAGUUGGUGAAAAAACUGGAGGAGGGUGUUGUAGAGGGGUUGAAGAUUUGGAGCUUUGGGGUUCAGCUGUGAAAUGGGGUUCUGAUUUCAAAUUCAACACUUCUGAAGGAUGUUGCAAUGCUUGUAAAGCUAUGUGCACUGGGAAAGAUGGACCUUGUCUAUGUGAUUCUUGGGUGUUUUGUGGAAAUCGGGAGAAUUGCGGCUCCAAAUUCGGUGAGUGUUGGUUGAAGAAACAAAAGGACAGCUUAGCCCCUCAACGGCAAGACGAAGAUCCUUUUGGAGAGAAAAUUACUUGGACUUCUGGUCUCGUUUUUGGAAAAGGGGAGGGUAUUAUUGGGUUCGAAACUGAACACGGAACUAUUCAAAUCAAACUUUUCCCUGACUGUGCUCCGCACACAGUUGCCUAUAUUCUAGAACUGUUGCCCUUGCACCAUUGCGCUGGCUGCGAAUUAUACCGUGCAGAGAGCCGAGGUCAAUCAUGGGAUUCGGAAGGAAACCAUAUAAAAAAUGCCGGUUUUGGUCCCCCGUAUGCGUUAAUUCAAGGGACAUUAGAAGCACAAGGCACACCGUUCCAUAAACUUCCUUUAGAAGAUUGUCCGCUCUUAAGAAGAGGCUCAGUUGCGUUGAUUGGUUCGGGUCCAGAAUUCUUUAUUAGCUUAGCCGAUCACUCAGAAUGGAAACAAGAAUACACUGUUUUCGGCUCUGUUCUUCCGGAAGACAUGAUUGUUGCUGAGAAAAUCGCUGCACUCCCCACCUUAUCUGAUGUUUGGAACAACGUUAACGUAACGGUUUUGAAAAAACCAGUUCCUUUCUUGCUCAAAAGAAUCAAUAAAAGCAGCCAAGAUUGAAAGUUUGUGAUAAUGUGUUGAUUGGUGGUUGUAGGUUUCAAUUCUUUUUUGCUCCAGAGCUUAUAGUAUUUCCAAUCUGUUACUAAAACGGUUUUGUAAUUUUUUUUCACUUUUUAUUUAUAAACUUAUUUUCACUUUA
Lathyrus oleraceus (garden pea) is the source of this 1428-nucleotide messenger RNA. RefSeq lists its product as uncharacterized. The coding region runs from base 276 to 1289 and encodes 337 amino acids. NCBI's taxonomy places the organism in Eukaryota, Viridiplantae, Streptophyta, Magnoliopsida, Fabales, Fabaceae. Gene Ontology annotation, molecular function: peptidyl-prolyl cis-trans isomerase activity. The record is from RefSeq and is a predicted model, not a curated record. Gene Ontology annotation, biological process: protein peptidyl-prolyl isomerization. The transcript has 5 exons.